Molecule: messenger RNA, 1808 nt
Organism: Chara braunii
Lineage: Eukaryota; Viridiplantae; Streptophyta; Charophyceae; Charales; Characeae
Source: the annotation of a GenBank genome assembly
CCGGACACUCUCCCCCUCCGGCACAAAUAGGGGGGAGGGUCCAACAUUUCACAAACGUUGGACCCCCACUCGACUUCGUGCAGCAAUGUAGACCCUCCCUGGAACGAUCACUUGCUUAGUGUCUGAUGUUAGGGGAUCCAGUUGGUGAUAUGGCGAUGAAAGCUGUCUGUUUGUUCGGUCGGUCUUUGCGUAUGUUUGCCCGUCCAGGAAGGAAACCAAGGACUUCAGGAGAUGGGAAGAAAAGGGUCAACAACAGGUCCAAACUCUACCGUGAUAAGCUUUGGGCUCUUGACUGGGUGGGUGGCACCCAUGAGGCCGGAUGUGGUGCUAUAGUUUUGUUGACGGAAGAUGGAGGUCUGAAUUGGUACUGUUGUGGUGGCAUCAUGAAGUCCGAGGGCGAUAAGGCGACGACGGAGAAGGGCAAGGUUGAUGACAGCGACUUGAGGAAAUUCCAUCUCACUUCCGUUUACGAUGAACAGGGCACCGACUGGGUCGGCGCCGACAAGAAAGUCAGCCUCGACCUAGCCCUGUUUAAAGGGUACGGUCAGAGGGCGUUCGAUAUGAAACCCUUCGAAGCGAAGGGGGGUGGAAGUGAAUUUCGGAUGGUUCAUCCGGUGGAUUUUCUUAACAAAACAAACAGCUAUAGAAAAUGUGGUCAGUACCCGAAGGUAGACGUCGGUCAUCAGUUCACAGGACCGCUUGUCCCGUACGACACUCCGGUCCAGGGUGUCGCUGGCGUUUUGCAGUCUUGUGGGGAAGCACGCCAAGUGCCUUCAACUUCUCAGCAACAUUCAGACGUUGCUCAGAAGGUAAUUACGUAUUCCAGGCGGUCGGGGGCAGGUUCAUCGGAUAAGGUUGCGAAGAGGAAGCAACUCGCCACACCUCCACAAAAACUACAAGGACCUGCAGCGACUACUGGCACUUCACACUCGCGGCAGACGGAUCUUCAAGCCGUCAACCAACGGUCUGAGGAGCAAACGGAAACGGAGGAGGAUGUUGGGUUCUGCGGACGGGACGUAGGGUCCUUGGAGGACUCACGAGACGGGGGCGCCGGAGGAGACAGCGAAGGGAACGUGGAACUCGAACAACGUCCUGGUGGCAGUGGGCGAUGUGGUGACGACUGUUCGGAUGAGGAAUACAAUGACAGGAACAAAGUGAAAUGGGAAACGCUUGGCGAAGCCGCCAAGAAACGUAAAGAAGGCAGCUGUUUUCGCAAAACAUCGCAACCUAAGAGGGCUGCAUGCUCAUCAAGGCUUCCCAAGUCAGAUGAUUCAAGCGAUGACGCUGAAGGGGUGGGUCGUCGUCGGCCUGACCUCAUUGCCGAGGACGAAAUGGAAACGAAGAGGCCCCGUGCGGUCGACAUGACACGGUGCUUCUUUCUCGAGUACGAUGAAGAUGGCAGGAAAAGAAAAGACGUGUCAAGGGUUUGCAUAGAUGUCAUGUCGAUUCUUCCGAUUCCCGAUGGGGAUAUCACAUUCAACCAGCGGUCGCUGAACAAGGCAAUUGUUGCAGGUCUCAAUGCAGCAAUUGAUAGGUUCACUGCUCAAAGAGGUAUGAAUGAUGAUGCUCCGUGGGAACCGCCGGAGUUGAUACUCGCUCUAAUUACGCCUUGUGCGGAUGACCCCAAUGUCCAAGGAACAUGUGUUCUUCCGGAGGACUUUGAUUGGAGGCGUGCAAAGGAAUACUUCUAUUACCCGGUUGCUGGGCAGCACAGCUAAGAGGCCAUGAAAAGGACGGUACGUCGGGGAUCUCCUGCUAUUGACAUAUACGGUUUGCAUGAUUAUGACCGAUUACGCGUUGUUUACUUU